UCUGCGCAUGCUCCGCAGCCUCUCAGCCCGUGUCACACGCUCAGUCCCCGGCUGCAGGAAUGAGUCCCCGGCGGCUGCGCUGAAUGGACGCGGCUUCUCCCCUGAACCCCGCCAGGGGCCCGGCUCCCCACCUGCACCCAGCUAGGGGCCUGGCCCGCGCCCUACUCCGGGACAUGUGGCUCCUGUACCUGCUCGUGGGCUCCGUGGCGGAGAGCCAGCUCCUACCUGGAAACAACUUCACCACAGAAUGUAAUAUCCCCGGCAGCUUCCGCUGUAGUGACGGGCGAUGUAUCCCCGGCGCCUGGCAAUGUGAUGGGUUACUCGACUGCUUUGACGAGAGCGACGAGAAAGAAUGCCAGAAAGGCGGACAUUACCGGAGAAUGGGAUCCUUGUUUACAGCUAAAGCCAAGUCCAAGUGCGGCCCCACGUUCUUCCCCUGCGCCAGCGGCAUCCACUGCAUCAUCGGGCGCUUCCAGUGCAACGGCUUCGAAAACUGUCCGGACGGCAGCGACGAAGACAACUGCACUGCUCACCCUUUGCUCUGUUCCACAUCGCGAUUCCACUGCAAGAACAACAUGUGCAUCCAUAAGAGCUUCGUGUGCAACGGGGAAAACAACUGCAAGGAUAAUAGCGACGAAGAGAACUGCCCCAACCCGCAAGAAGCAGGUAGCGAACAGAAGUACGUGUCAUCGGAGAACCAGCUACUCUAUUACCCCAGCAUUACCUAUACCAUCAUCGGCAGCUCGGUCAUCUUCGUGCUGGUGGUAGGACUGCUGGCUCUAGUCCUUCACCAUCAGAGAAAGCGCACCAAUCUGAUGAGCCUCCCUGUGCACCGGCUCCAGCAUCCUCUGCUCCUCUCCAGGCUGGUGGUGUUGGACCAUCCUCAUCAAUGUCGCGUUACCUACAACGUCAACAAUGAGAUCCCGUACAUGCCUAACGAGGGCUUCCAGCAGCCAGUGAACAUUGAAUCUCCUCCUUCGUAUAGUGAAGCAGUGCAGGAAAACAGUUCCCGUCCACCAUGGUUUUCACUGCCACCGCCUCCUUACCCCUCGGACACGGAAACUCCAAGCCAAACCGAGCUACCGCCCUAUCGCUCCCGGUCCGUCAGCGUCUCAAGCAUGGACAACUCUCUGGUAACACCAUCCAGCACAGGAGGCUCCAUCAGCCCCGCACAACACUUACAAACUGCCCCGCUGCAAGGUGAUUCCCAACCUGCCACGGAACUGGAGCCCUUGGCUACUCACACUCACAACGAAACAGAUGGUCCAUCGAGCCAUUGCCUGAAUGUAGACUGAGCACGAUACGGAUCAGGGUUUGGUCCCGUGGGUUUGAUACUUGCAGAAAAGUACUUAUAUUUUUUAUAGAUUCCAGAGGUAUAUUUUUGUAGGAAUGUUCUUGACUCUUGUUUUCGUUUCCAUUGGUUUCCCACACUUUGUCUCUUUUUACUCACUCGCAAGAUAACUUAUGUUUCCAGAACAUAUUUAUAUUUGCUCUGAUAAGAUUGAGACUCGUGGAGGAGAGAAAGUCUAAACGAUCAACCGUUGGUCUCCAACCGGGGUCACUGUUUGAUAAACGAAGCACUGAGAAAUGAUUCAUAACAGUUGAGGUUUUCUCUGCGAAUAUUUACAUCACCUGACGAUGGGAACCUCCCAAAUCAAAAUGAUAAAGUCAGACAUAAGCUAGCUGAAGAGAAGCGCGCCCCGGAUCAUGUUAGGGGACAAUAAUCUUUAGAAAACUAUGUAGCUCCCAAGUUUUUUUGUAUUGGGUGGGAUUGCAGUCUUCUGAUAUAUACAGUUUUUAUAUAGCCAGUAAAACCUGCUUUGGGCAGUUCCUUUCCAGUCGUAGAA
This is a messenger RNA of Spea bombifrons (plains spadefoot toad), 1847 nucleotides long. RefSeq names its product low density lipoprotein receptor class A domain containing 3 (gene LDLRAD3). Gene Ontology annotation, molecular function: protein binding. Lineage: Eukaryota; Metazoa; Chordata; Amphibia; Anura; Pelobatidae. The record is from RefSeq and is a predicted model, not a curated record. The transcript has 7 exons. Gene Ontology annotation, biological process: receptor-mediated endocytosis. Gene Ontology annotation, cellular component: plasma membrane. The coding region runs from base 84 to 1295 and encodes 403 amino acids.